Molecule: messenger RNA, 1957 nt
Organism: Panonychus citri (citrus red mite)
Lineage: Eukaryota; Metazoa; Arthropoda; Arachnida; Trombidiformes; Tetranychidae
Exons: 3
Coding region: 126-1895 (589 amino acids)
Biological process (GO): transmembrane transport
Cellular component (GO): membrane
Molecular function (GO): transmembrane transporter activity
Source: RefSeq, a predicted model, not a curated record
AACCAUUGAUACUGUUAACUUAAUUACUAAAUUAGUUAAUUGUUGUUGUUUUAAAUUGAUCAGUAAAUUAAGUUGAUUGUUUUUUCCUCAUCAUCAAAAAACAAACAAACAAACAAACAAUCAAAAUGAAUGAACCUCGACCAAGAUCAUAUACAAUUGAAAAAUCAAUUGAUUUGGAAUCAUCUUUAUCCAAUUUACCAGAAUUGAAUAACAAUCAACACCAAAACCACCAAUCAACAUCAAUCAGUGAGAAUAAAUUGUCAACAAUUAGCUACAACAACAACAAUAAUAGUAAAACACGUCAAUCAUUUUCUCGUCGAUAUUCACAAUACACUAAUUGGUCGUCAACGAAUCAAAUUAACUACGAUUCUGGUCGAGUUUCAAUCACUCGUCGUAAAUCAGUAAUCACACCAAAUCCGAUUACAAUUAACACUUUUUUAUCCAAACUUCGUAUCGAUAUUAUGAUAUUUUUAUUGAUUUUCGCUUCCGCCGUUCAGAAUAUAACAGUUACUCGAAUCAUGAACGAUAAGAUGUGUUUCAAUCAAUUUCAUUCUCGAAGUGAAUUCUGUUUUCCAAUUCAAUACACCAACGAGGAAGACGAUGGUUCAAUCGAUAUUCUUGAUAGGAUCAAUCUAACAAUUAACACCGUUAAACGAGUUGAUCACAUUAAACCAAUUGAAUUGUGUUUAACCACAAUUCCAGGAGCAAUUACAACUUUUCUAUUCGCAAUUUGGAUUGACGCUUAUCCCAAAUAUCUGAAAUACAUGUUGAGUAUUCCAACCCUUGGGUUUAUCUGUCAAGUGAUCAUAUUGUUAAUUAAUGCUUCGUUUUUUGAAAUGAAUUCAAUUGCUACAAUAUUGUCUUAUAUACCUUUCGGUUUCCUUGGAGCAACAAUCAGCCCAAUGACAGCAAUUUAUAUCUUCAUUGCAAGGACAACACAAUUUAAAGAUCGUUGCCUUAGAUUUGCAAUAUUGAAUACGUUUGUAAUUAUUGGUUCAAUUGGUGGCACUUUAAUUGGUGGAUUAAUAUUACGAUCACGACCCUGGACAUCGGCUCAACCUGAAAAUUAUAUCGGUUUACUUGCAUUCAUUUUAAUUGUUGGCUUGAUUUGGUUAACAUUUUUCUUACCAAUAUCACCUUACGUAGCAACAAUUGAAGAUAAUCAUGACAAUAUCUCUGAAUACUCUUAUAAAACAACGGUGGCCAAUUAUUAUAUCUCUGAGGAUAUAUUUAGAUUAUCCAAUCUUCGGGUUAUCUGGAUAACUUUCACCCGAAAGCGACCUGAAAAUGGACGCCUACGGAUUUGGUUACUAAUUAUUGGCCUACUGAUUAUACUUUGUUGUACAUCGGGAAGAGCUCGGAUUAACUUUGACUUUUCCAAUAGAGUUUAUCAAUGGGAUCCCAUGUUAAUUACUUUUAUCAAUCUACUUGUAAUUAUGGUUCCAACUUUAUUCACGUUGGUUUUUGCUCCAAUUUUAACUAAAACUCUUGAUUGUGAUGAUACAACUUUAGGUAUAAUCGGUUCAAUUUCCCUUCUUCUUAUGAACAUCGUUCGAGGUUUCAUCUUGGAACCUCAUGGAUUCAUUGCUUCCUAUCUGAUCGGCUGUCUUUCUGGUCUCACUACCAUUUCGAUAAGAUCAAUAUUAUCAAAAUCUAUCGAAGAAUAUGAGAUUGGACAAAUAUUCAGCGUUCUUUCAACCUUCGAACACUUAUUUCCAACUCUAUUUGCUCUUUGCUCGGAAAAUAUCCUCAAGCAAACGUUCACCAUAAAUCCUGGUAUCGUUUUCUGGUUCUUUUCAAUUCUACUAAUUUUCCCAGUUCUCUUAAUGAUUUGGUUACGAGCAACUAAAUCUAAUUGGAAUUAUUCUGAAACCCAAAAGUUUAUAUUAUCUUAAUUAUCCUUUCCACCAAUUAACGAACAAUGAACAAUUACAGUUACCAAUUCACAUUCGAAUGA